Rhinolophus ferrumequinum (greater horseshoe bat) is the source of this 5249-nucleotide messenger RNA. RefSeq names its product myosin binding protein H (gene MYBPH). The transcript has 11 exons. NCBI's taxonomy places the organism in Eukaryota, Metazoa, Chordata, Mammalia, Chiroptera, Rhinolophidae. The record is from RefSeq and is a predicted model, not a curated record. The coding region runs from base 2184 to 3602 and encodes 472 amino acids. Gene Ontology annotation, molecular function: protein binding.
AGCCCCCUCUCUCCUCCCCUUCCCAAUGCUGCAUCAGCCCUCUGUCCUACUCUUUUCUCCCCUGGGGACACACUCAGCCCUCAGACCAGCAGAGAUCAAGGCUGCUCCGCUCAGGCUGGCGUGGGACACGUGGUUGGAGAGGAGACAUGCCUUGUGUCCAAGGAGAGUCCGAUGAACACCCGAAACAGGGAAUUCAGUCCUGGGUCCCCUGAGGUUUGGACCGUCCGUGACUUAGCCUAGUGGUUUGUGACACCAGUUUGAGGUGCAGGGAAGGAAAUGCCUAUUGGCCUCCCUGAAAUCUGAACCAGUUGGAGCUGGGCAGAUGCAACUGGUCCCAAGGUCACAGCCUGGCUACAGGCGGAGGGAGUGGGAACUUGGCCAGAGCCUCAGGGGUACCUGACAUGUCACUGCUGGCCAGAGGACCGAGCAUUCCCCGAAGCCCGCGCACUGCCCAUCCCACCAAAUGAGGGUCUUUGAAACCCAGGGGCUGUGAGCUCUUCAGGGCAGCCCAGUCUCCACCCUUCCCCCCUGCACCCCCCUCCCCCGGCCUGGGACGGGCUCUGCAGAGCUGACUCAGGGUCCUGACCAGUUAGUCACGUUCACUUAUAGCUGUAGACUCAGAGUCCAGGGAUGGAAACCUGGUCUCCAGGCCCCCCCACCCCCCUGCGCACAGCACACUGAGUCACCUGGCAGAGGCCCCCAGGCCCAGCACUGCCACCCCCAACAGGGACGCUCCUGCGCCCCAACCUGGGAGGGACACUGCCUGUGGCUGAGGGCCCUACGUAAACUACAUGUGAAUUGAUUCCUAAACAUCGCACGUGCUAAAGUGUGCGUGAAAUUUAUUUUUUAAAUUUGAAGAAUUAUCAUAUAAUGAACACUUGUGUAACCGCCACCAAGGACAGGAAAUGAGACCUCAUUAGUCUCCUGAAACUUCACGCACAGGUCACCACCGUCUGCUGCCCUGUGCUCUCACCCCCUGGAGAUUCCCCAGAGGAAGGCAGCCUGCUGUCAUCGCCGAGUUCCCCUGGGGGGUAACACCACCUCCACACUACGUGCGAACACACGCCACAGUGACGGGUGCCUUCUGCUGAAGGACUGAGGUUGUCCUCACGUUUGGGGCAUGAAGCAGAACACUGCAGAGGGUGUUUCGGGCGUGUCCCCUGCGGCACACGUGUGGGUCGCAUGCGUUCAGUUCUGCUAGAUGCCAUCUUGCUUCCCAAAAGGAGGCUCCCAUCUACCCUGCCAGCGGCACCGGAGCGCUCAUUGCCUGCCCCCUCCCCGGCAUGUGGUGUUUCCGGCUUAUUAGUGUUUUCUUGAGUGAAUGAAUCAACAACUAGAAAUUUGUACCUGCCUCGUUUCCUCCACUGCAAACGCCUGAGCCAUGCCCCACUUUGAAGCGUUUCAGAGUGCGGCCACCUGCCAGGGCCUCCUCCACAUCUGCAUUACGACUUGAGCCCACCCCAAGGGCCAGGGGUCCGUCAUCGUGCUGUCUGGAACAGGCAGGGAAGAGGAGGCUCAGAGAGGCGUCACCAGGGGCCUCACAUCCCCUCCUGGGGUCCCGUUGCUGGAACACCUUGCUCAGUCCCACCGUGGCCUCCCACUUCCUCCUUCUCCAGGGCCUUCAGCCUCAGGCCCCAGGGGAUAUGAGGUCAGGCAAAUGUGGGACCCCAGGGGCAGAGCUGGGAGUGCUCCCCAGGGAGGCUAUUUCAGGCUUCUGGGACCCAGCCCCAGGCUGAGGAGCCCUGGGCACAGGUGACCACAGAGGCCAACACACACUGAGGCGGGUUCAUUCUCCAGAUAGAAGCUGUCAUUCCCACUGCCCUGACCCCUGGCACAGGCUCCUGCCAACGUCCCAUCUCCUCAGUCUGUGCUUUCCUCCCAUAAGGGCACCAGCACCCGGCUGCUGGGGUCCAAUCGCAGUGAUGGUGAGUGACAGAUGGUGCAGUGUGCUCCACAAGGCACCCUGGAGAAAGGUCCCUCCCCCAGAGCUAUUCCUGGCCUAGGAGCUCUCCGCCACCCAGCCCCCCCGCCCUGACCUGACCCCACAGCUGGGAAUCGUUUCACUGGGGGUGGGGCCGCCCCUGGUAUAUAAGCCUGGACCUAGGUGUCCCAGGCACCCCGGAGGCCAGACCCUCCACUGCAGACUUCUGCACACUGCAGCCUGACCCCCAACCAGCCCAGCAAUGACAGGAGAAGUCACCGCAGAGGCCCCCGCCGAUGCCCCAGAGGAGAAGGCCUCUGACUUGGCCAAGGGGCCCCCUGAGCCCUUGGAGGAAGUGGCAGCAUCAGGGAGUACCGGGGAAGAGCAGGCUCCCGUGGCGAGCCCUCAGGCCCCUGUCCCCACGGCCACCAAACCUGCACCCCCAAGUGAAGACGUGCCCAGUGCCCCGCUGCUGCUGACUGUGGAGGACGUGAGUGACAGCUCGAUGACCGUGAGCUGGGAACCUCCGGAGAGGCCAGGGAGGCUGGGGUUCCAGGGCUACGUGCUGGAGCUGCUCAGGGAGGGAGCCUUGGAGUGGGUGCCUGUGAACGCCCGGCCCAUGAUGGUGACCCAGCAGACCGUGCGGAACCUGGCUCUGGGAGAUAAGUUCUUCCUGCGUGUGGUUGCCGUGAGCCUGGCAGGGGCCGGCCCACCAGCUGUGCUGGACCAGCCUGUCCACAUCCGAGAGACCACUGAGCCCCCCAAGAUUCGCGUCCCCCGUCACCUGCGUCAGACGUACAUCCGCCAGGUGGGAGAGACGGUCAACCUGCAAAUCCCCUUCCAGGGGAACCCCAAGCCUCAGGCCUCGUGGACCCACAACGGCCACGCCGUGGACAGCCAGCGGGUGAGUGUGCGCACCGGGCAGCAGGAUUCCAUCCUCUUCAUCCGCUCGGCCCAGCGCUCAGACUCAGGCUGCUACGAGCUCACCGUGAAGCUGGAAGACCAGGAGGCCAAGGCCACCAUCCACAUCCUGGUGACAGAGAGGCCUGAGCCCCCGAGCAGCAUCAGGCUGCUGGACGUCUGGGGCUGCAAUGCUGCCCUCCAGUGGACGCCGCCCCAGGACACAGGCAACGCGGAGCUUCUGGGCUACACGGUGCAGAAGGCAGACAGGAAGACGGGGCAAUGGUUCACGGUGCUGGAGCGCUACCAUCCAACAACCUGCACCAUCUCCGACCUCAUUGUGGGCAACUCGUACUCCUUCCGGGUCUUUUCGGAAAACCUGUGUGGACUCUCUGCCUCCGCCGCUGUCACCAAGGAGCUUGCCCACAUCCAGAAGGCAGAAAUUAUUGACAAACCUAAAGGGUUUGUGGAGAGAGACUUCCUAGAAGCCCCCUCGUUCACCCAGCCCCUGGCCGACCACGCCUCCACCCCCGGCUACAGCACUCAGCUCUUCUGUAGUGUCCGGGCGUCACCCAAGCCCAAGAUCAUCUGGAUGAAAAACAAAGUGGCCAUCGAGGGCAACCCCAAGUACCGCGCCCUCUCUGAGCAAGGCGUCUGCACCCUGGAGAUCCGGAAACCCAGCCCUUUUGAUUCUGGUGUUUACACCUGCAAAGCCACCAAUGCGCUGGGGGAGGCGUCUGUGGACUGCCGGCUGGAGGUCAAAGCCUCAGCCACUCACUGAAGAGCAGGUGGAGGAGGCUGUGACAAAGGAAGGGGCUCAUGAAGUGUGUGAUCUGCCAGCUGCUGAGUGCCUGAGAGGUCAGGCGCACCAGGCCCGCCAAGCCCAGGACCAGCUCCAUGGAUGCCCAGACCCCCAUUUCCACACUGACGGCGGUUGGCUCUGCUCCAGGGCACCAGCCUAGCCUCCUCCCGCCGUGACUGGAGCCCUGAACCCAGGAGUGGGCCUGGCAGACCAGCCCAGGCUUCCCGGGCACAAGGGGCCCGGAAGGUGCAGACACUGGAGUGAGAGCCUCUGCAAAGGGUUGCGUGCUGGUGAGAGGCAGUCAAAUAAAGGUGUGCAGUGACAGGGAGCGUCAUGGUGACGGCGUCUCCACGUAGGACGUUGCAGAGGCACCAGUAGGAGGGGACCCGAGGAGUCAUGGGGUUUUUCCAGACACGAGCUUUUUCAGGCUCUUGUUUUCAUGGUCAGAGCUUGCUACCCCACGACGACAGUGACACACCCUUCCCUGGAGGCCUCAGUGCUCCGAAGGCCUCCACAUACCCCUGCCCCACCACUGCUUCCUCUGGGCUGAGGUUGUCUGUCGUCCUCUGGACGUGGAGGUGGGUAGGCAGUGGUGUGCUCGCCACGCGCGUUCACAGUUGUUUAUUAGCCAGGUGGCCUUCCCUGGGAGCCGGGGACAAUGCACGUCUGAGAGGGGGAAGGGCCUGGGAUCAAGGCCUGGAGUCGCUACUCACACUCAGAACCACGGCCCUCACCCUUCUGCACAAAGGGCUCCGGGCUCGGCAGGGGGCGACCCUUCCCCAGGUGCCCCAAAGCCCCUGAAAACCAGGUUGCAUGCCAGGGGUACUGAGGGCAACUGCCAGCAAGACCUUCCUGCCCACAGUCUCAGGGGGACGGCUCUGUCCUGCUCCAGCCUGGCAUCCCUCAUCCCAGGAGGGCCCACAGCCAGCCCGCAUUCUCUGUCCACUUCCUCCUGGGCAGGCAGAAUGCUACCCAAGAGCUGGCAUGUCUCCAUCAGGCCCAGAAGCGGCAGAGAUGGGUGUCACCUAGGAGAGUCCAGGCCCAUCUGCAGAUGCAGCUGGCGCUGGUAGCGUUUGUGGCCCAGAUGACAGGCGGUUGCACUCAGGCUCCUCCUCGGGAUGCUCACUGCUGCCACCCGAUGGCUGCGCGCGGCCACACCUCCACGUUUGCUCUGGGGGCAAAGGCUGGUGCAGAAUGAAGCUCUUUCUGCCUCCCCCAAGUCUAAUCCUGGGCUCCUCAGGACAAGGAGAGCCGGCACCCUGGCAGCCAGCAUGGCUGGGGACGUGGGUUCCUGGCAGGUGGGGACUGAGGCUCCUUCACAGCUGCCCUCAGUGGCUCUGGCCACCUUCUCCGACAGAACAGGAGAGAGAAAAAGGCCAAGAUGCCUGGUCUCUCUUCUUCACUCCAUCCUCUCCUGUCGUUAAGCUUGGUCCCUGGGCUGUACCAGCAACACCUAAGACAAGCGGCUCCCUCCGUGCCCACAGGCCCUUCUCAGUCCGAGUCCCAGGCCCCAGCCAGCCUGAAGCCGGGGCUGCCCUUGGGAUGGUCAGACAGGUGGGGAGGCUCGAGCCACUUUCCUCCUCCCCUCAGGUCACCUGGUCCCCUCCCCAUGGGCUGCCCCCAAAC